Messenger RNA from Abrus precatorius (Indian licorice), 1855 nucleotides. Its product is annotated as protein UPSTREAM OF FLC-like. The record is from RefSeq and is a predicted model, not a curated record. Bases 266 to 1855 code for a protein of 529 amino acids. NCBI's taxonomy places the organism in Eukaryota, Viridiplantae, Streptophyta, Magnoliopsida, Fabales, Fabaceae. The transcript has 6 exons.
CAUCCGAACUCUCAACAACAUCAAACAAUUCCAUCAAAUCCGCCAAAAACCCAACUCUUCUACUCUCACUAUCUCUGUCUUUCCCAACGCUUCAAUUGUGGAAACCCUCUCAUUUCCACUUCACCAAUAUGACACGUUCCUCAUUCCUCUCUCCGCUUCUAAUUCUCUUCCCUCUUUUCUUUCAAGGGUUUUGGAGUUAAGGACUCGAGAAAGGUUCAAUUUUUAGCGGUGUGUAGUUGGUGGGGUUGGUGUUGUGCAUGUGAGAAUGGAAGCGCGGAUGAAGAAGUAUCGGCAAGUGAGUCCUGAGAGGGCCAAAGUGUGGACUGAGAAGUCCCCAAAAUACCAUCAGAGUUUGAAGGUACCUGUGAUUUACUAUCUCUGUCGAAAUAGGCAACUAGAGCACCCUCAUUUCAUGGAGGUCCCACUUUCGUCCCCUGAUGGACUAUACUUGAGAGAUGUGAUUGAUAGACUAAACGCAUUGAGAGGUAGAGGCAUGGCUUCCUUGUAUUCAUGGUCUUGCAAGAGAAGCUACAAGAAUGGAUUUGUAUGGCAUGAUCUCUGCGAAGAUGAUUUAAUUCUACCGGCCCAUGGAAACGAAUAUGUUCUCAAAGGUUCUGAGCUCUUUGAUGAAUCCAAUUCAGAUCGUUUCAGUCCCAUUGGCAAUGUUAAAAUACAGAAUGUGAAGCUGUUGCCAGGACCAGCUUCUUGUAGGAGCCAUGACGAAGCCUCUUCCUCUUCUAGCAUGAAUGGGAAAGAGACAAGACACUCCCAAGAUGAUGAGCUUUCCCAAGAACCACAUACUGGUUCCUCUGAUGUUUCUCCGGAGUCUAGAGCUGGAAAGAGCGACCCUCUAAGCUUGGCAUUGACAGAGUAUAAAAUUUAUAAAACGGACGGAUUGGCAGAUGCGUCAACUCAGACUGAAGAAAAUGUUAAGAGACCCAAAACUCAAAAAACUUGUACAAGGGGUGUGUCAACAGAGGAUGGAUCAUUAGAAUCUGAAUGCCAUGAAAUUUGUCAAACUGAAGCUCCACGAGUGAAGGAUAAUCCAGAAAUCUGUAGGGAUACUGUUUCUCCUCCUCCCUCAACUUCAAGUUCCUCAUCUUUUGUCGGGAAGGCUGAAACUUUGGAGUCUCUGAUUAGAGCUGAUGCUAGCAAAGUGAACAGCUUUAGGAUUCUGGAAGAGGAGAGCAUGCGUGUGCCAACCAACACAAGGCUGAAGGCUUCAAAUUUGCUGAUGCAACUGAUCUCAUGUGGCUCAAUAUCAGUGAAAAACCACAGUUUUGGCCUUAUUCCUUCCUAUAAACCUAGGUUUUCCAAUUCGAAAUUUCCUUCUCCAUUGUUCUCAACUUCUUUUAUGUUGGGGGAGUUUGAUUGCUUGGCCGAGAAUCCAAAGCUGAUGAGCCUCAGAUUGGAAGACAAAGAAUAUUUUAGUGGAAGCUUAGUUGAGACUAAACUCAAGGAAGGAGAUGGACAUAAUGUUCUGAAACGCUCUUCUUCCUACAACGAUGAGAGGAACAUGGUAGUCAUCAGUCAUCACAAUACACAAAUGUGCAGGACAUAUAAAGAACAGAAACCACGAGAAGACAAAGAAGAAUCAUCCUCUGGACAUUCAAAAUGCAUUCCACGAGCAAUCAAGGCUUCAUUGACCAAGCAUCCACGAAGUGAGUCCAUGAGAUCCCCUGUUUCUGAUGGACCAAGGAACUCAUCAGAUAGAAUUGAUAGCUCAGGCAUCUCCUCAGUAACAUCUAAUGGUAGCAGCAAAAGAAUCACUGAAUCUUUGUCAGGGAAAAAGCAAUCAAAGAGGAUAGAUUCAUUUAAAGAAGAAGAGGAGGUGAUCAAAAUUGAAGAAAGUUAA